Molecule: messenger RNA, 1738 nt
Organism: Diospyros lotus (date-plum)
Lineage: Eukaryota; Viridiplantae; Streptophyta; Magnoliopsida; Ericales; Ebenaceae
Product: MLO-like protein 9
Exons: 15
Coding region: 1-1584 (527 amino acids)
Biological process (GO): defense response
Cellular component (GO): membrane
Source: RefSeq, a predicted model, not a curated record
AUGGCGGGAGGGCAUUCUGGUUCAAGAGAGCUCGAUCGGACACCGACAUGGGCCGUGGCUCUGGUUUGCGCCGUUAUCGUCAUGAUCUCCAUAGCAUUGGAGAAGGUUCUUCACUCUGUGGCACAUUGGUUUCAAAAAAGAAACAAGAACCACAUGCUGGAAGCCCUUGAGAAGAUCAAGGGAGAGCUUAUGGUUCUGGGGUUUAUUUCCUUGAUUUUGACAUUCGGGCAAAACUACAUCUCCCGCAUCUGUAUUCCCAUAAAGAUUGCAGACACUAUGUUGCCAUGCAAACUGCAUCAUGAUGACCAGAGCCAUGACCACGGGCAAGGCCAUGGCCACGAGCCCCCUGCCGCUGACCAUGGGCGUGGGCGUGGGCCUGGGCCUGGGCAUGAGGCUGAGCAUGAACAUCACAGGAGGCUUCUUUGGAACGAGCAUAGAAUUUUAGCAGCUGAUAGUCCAGCUCCAAUGUGCAAGAACGGUUAUGUGCCACUUAUAUCUAUCCAUGGAUUGCAUCAGCUGCACAUUUUCAUAUUCUUUUUGGCCAUCUUUCAUGUUAUAUACAGUGCCAUAACCAUGAUGCUCGGGAGAAUGAAGAUACGUAGGUGGAAGGAAUGGGAACGUGAAAAUUCUGAGCACAUUACUGAAAUCAAUGAUCCCACAAGAUUCAGGCUUACCCAUGAGACGUCCUUUGUGAGAGAUCAUACAAAUUUCUGGACCACAACGCCUUUCUUAUUUUAUAUUGUCUGCUUCUUUCGGCAAUUCUUCAGGUCUGUUAGCAGAUCUGACUACUUGGCCAUGCGCCACGGCUUCGUGUCUGUUCAUUUAGCGCCUGGAAGUAAGUUUGACUUCCAAAAGUACAUCAAAAGGUCACUGGAAGACGACUUCAAGGUGGUGGUGGGAAUCAGCCCACUACUAUGGACUUUUGCAAUCCUCUUUCUGCUUCUUAAUGUUGACGGAUUGCAGGCUAUGUUUUGGCUGUCCCUGCUGCCUCUGAUUGUUAUCCUAUCAGUUGGAACAAAGCUGCAAGCAAUUAUAACCGAGAUGGCAGUUGAAAUCCAAGAAAGACAUGCUGUAGUCCAAGGCAUUCCUCUUGUGCAAGUCUCUGACAGACAUUUUUGGUUUAGCUGGCCUCAGUUAAUUCUCUAUCUCAUCCAUCUCACACUCUUUCAGAAUGCGUUCGAGUUAACUUAUGUCCUCUGGAUAUGGUAUGAAUUCGGAAUGAAAUCUUGUUUUCAUGAUAGUCUCGUUCUUAUGGCAUCAAGAGUUGCCACUGGGAUAGGAGUACAAAUUUUGUGCAGCUACAUCACACUUCCGUUGUAUGCCCUUGUCACCCAGAUGGGAUCAACUAUGAAGAGAUCUAUCUUUGAUGAUCAAACUUCCAAGGCUCUCAAGAACUGGAAAAAGCAUGCUAUGAAGAAAAAGCAAGAGGGGAAAACAGGAAUGCCCACUCAGACUUUAGGUGGGACCCCACCGGAAUCGCUGGAGAAUUCCCCCAGACAGUCUGAUGCACAUGCCGAUCAGCUGGGAGAUGGAUCAUACCCUAAACAGGUAGCCCAAGUGGACAUUCUCACGGAUUUAGGAUGAAAGAAGUGUUGGAUCAAGCCAGAAAAUUUUGAAGAGUUACGGUCAACUCAGCCACUUACCACACUCAGUUCUCCUUCAGUUUCUCAAAAUCAAAUGUAAAAAGGUUUAUCAACUGUAACAAAGUUUAUGUCUCUAAAUAUUGUGUAAUCUCCUA